Molecule: messenger RNA, 2643 nt
Organism: Fraxinus pennsylvanica
Lineage: Eukaryota; Viridiplantae; Streptophyta; Magnoliopsida; Lamiales; Oleaceae
Source: the annotation of a GenBank genome assembly
AUGCAUGCUCUUGUUCGUCCCCAACUUGCCUAUUCUUCACCUGUUCCUCGUAAAAAGUUGUUGCCCCCAAUACAAAAAGCUCCAUCGCUGCAACACUUCACUAGGCAUUUACCGUUUGGGACUAAUGAUAUUCAAGUACUUAACUUGAAUCAUAAUAUCCAUGGUAAACACUUGCCCAAUGUUGCAAGUCGAGAUAGAGUAACAUAUCCGUCACAAGUACAAGAGAAAGAUGACUUGGAAGAGGAAGCCCCGAAGGUAAAUGUGAUACAAGAUCAAAUUGAAUAUAUUAGAGAAAUGUUGGAUACCAUAGGAGAAGGACGAACAAAUGUCUCGCCCUAUGACACAGCCUGGGUUGCUCUUGUUCCGGCUCUUAACGGAGAUGAUAUGCCCCAGUUUCCCCAUAGUCUUCGAUGGAUUGCUGAUCAUCAACUCCCUGACGGUUCAUGGGGUGACGAGCUCGUAUUCUUAGCAUAUGAUCGUCUCCUCAACACUAUAGCAUGUGUAGUUGCACUAAGAACAUGGAACGUUCAUCAUGACAAGUGUGAAAAAGGAAUAACAUUUAUCAGGGAAAACAUACAUAAACUUCAAGAUGAAAAUGAGGAUCAUAUGCCCUGCGGAUUUGAAGUUGUAGUUCCGGCGCUUCUCCAAAAAGCCCAAAACUUGGGCAUUGACAACAUUCCUUAUGAUGCUCCUGUCAUGAAGGAGAUAUAUGCAGCAAGAGACAGGAAGUUGAGAAGAACAUGGAACGUUCAUCAUGACAAGUGUGAAAAAGGAAUAACAUUUAUCAGGGAAAACAUACAUAAACUUCAAGAUGAAAAUGAGGAUCAUAUGCCCUGCGGAUUUGAAGUUGUAGUUCCGGCGCUUCUCCAAAAAGCCCAAAACUUGGGCAUUGACAACAUUCCUUAUGAUGCUCCUGUCAUGAAGGAGAUUUAUGCAGCAAGAGACAGGAAGUUGAGAAGGAUUCCAAAGGACCUUCUGCACAAUGUACCAACGUCUCUACUGUAUAGUCUGGAAGGAUUACAAGAUUUGGAAUUGGAAUGGGAAAAACUUUUGAAGUUGCAGACACCAUUAGGGUCCUUCUUAACAUCUCCAGCCUCCACUGCAUUUGCACUUAUAGAGACUAAAGAUGAAAAAUGCUUCAGAUAUUUGGACGAUAUCGUUAAGGAGUUUCAAGGAGGAGCACCUGCUGCGUACCCAUCUGAUUUGUUUGCACGACUCUGGGCCAUUGAUCGAUUAAAACGGCUAGGAAUUUCUCGUUUAUUCACUGCUCAAAUCAAGGGUUGUUUAGAUCAUGUCUACAGAUUUUGGUCCGAAGACGGAAUCUUUGGUGGAAGAUUGGCAAGAUUUUCUGAUGUUGAUGACACAUCCAUGGCGUUCAGGUUCCUAAGAUUGCACGGAUACAAUGUUACACCUGAUGUGUUGGAGCAGUUCAAGAACAAUGGCAAAUUUUCCUGUUUUCCCUAUCAAAUGAUUGAGUCACCAACCCCUAUAUACAAUCUCUACAGAGCUUCGCAGGUUCAAUUUCCAGGAGAAAAAGUUCUGGAAGAAGCAAAAGAAUUCUCUUACAAUUUUUUACAAGAAAGAUUAGCGUCUGAUAAAUUUUUAGAUAAAUGGGUCAUAUCGAAGCACCUUCCCAAUGAGAUAAGGAAAGGAUUGGAAAUGCCAUGGUAUGCCAGCCUACCUCGUGUGGAGGCUAAAUACUAUAUAGAGCAUUAUGGUGGUGAAGAUGAUGUUUGGAUUAGCAAGACAUUGUACAGGAUGCCUGAUAUUAGCAACAAUAAGUAUCUUGAGCUUGCAAAAUUGGAUUUCAAUAGAUGCCAAGCACAACAUCAAAGGGAAUGGAACAUUUUAGAAGAAUGGUAUGGAAAUUGCAAAUUGCAAGAACUGGGGAUAAGUAAAAAGGACAUUCUUCUUGCCUAUUUCUUGGCAGCUGCAAAUAUAUUUGAGCCAGAGAGGUCAAAUGUGAGACUUGCAUGGGCUAAAUCUCAAAUUAUUGUCAGACUAAUGACUUUUUAUUUCACUAGAGAAAGUAAAACUUUGGAGGAAAGGAUUGAUUUGUUAUCGAAAUUCAGAAACUUCAAGGGCAUAGGAAAAAGGAAAAGCUAUGAGACUGGACAAAGAAUACUUGAUAUUCUACUAAAAACCCUCGACCAACACUCAAAAGAGACAUUGCAGGGGCAUGACACAAAUAUCAGUCACCAACUGCAUUAUGCUUGGGAAACAUGGUUGUCGAAACUGAACAAUGAAGAUCUUGAAUACAACGACGAAGCCGAGCUCCUAGUACACACAAUAAACACUUGUGCUGGUUAUAUGGUUUCUGAGGACAUGCUGCAAAAUCCAGAAUACAAGAAGCUCUCCAAGCUCACAAAUAAAAUCUGUCAUCAGCUUCAAGAAUAUCAAAAUAACAAGGUACACGAAAUGGGAAACACAGACAAAGGACCUCACGGCAUCAAAUACAAAGAAAUUGAAACUGAUAUGCAGGCAUUAGUGCAAUUAGUACUUCAAGAAUCCAAUGAAAUUGCUUCCUAUGUCAAGCAAAUGUUUCUAAUGGUUGCAAAAACUUGUUAUUACAUGGCCUUUUUUGAUCCAGAAACCAUUGAUGUCCACAUUACAAAGGUAAUUUUUGAAAAAUGCGUGACAUAA